AUGGCUGCUCCCAAGGUAAUCGUUCUGGGAAGCCUCAAUGGCGGGCUGCAGCCAGCCUUCACAAAGCUUGCGACGCUCCACUCAAAGAAUAACUUCAGCUUCGCGAUCGUCACUGGUAACCUCUUCGGCGUCGACGACGACACCACGGUCGAUUCCCUUCUGAGCGGCGAGCUCAAGGUGCCCCUUCCCGUUUACUUUACCGUCGGUACUACGCCCCUUCCCCCGCGAAUCUCCGCCAAGAUCGAAGCCGACGAGGAAAUCUGCGAGAACCUUCACUUCCUCGGCAAGCGCAGCAUUACCAAAACUUCGGAAGGAAUCAGGAUUGUCACUCUUGGCGGAAAACUCGAUGCAAGUGUUGUGGGGGGCCAGUCAAAGGAGCAGCAUCUGCCCUACCAUACGGCAGAUGAUGCGAAGUCGCUCAAGGGCGCGAACAAGGCCGAUAUCCUUCUGACAACGGUCUGGCCGGCCGGCGUCUGGGCCGGGUCCAAGGUCGCGCUUGGCUCGGAAAACCAAGCGGCAAUAGAAAGCACAGCGGAACUUGUUGAACUGUGUGCGACACUGAAGCCGCGUUACCACUUCGCCGCUUCUCCCGCCGAAUUCUUCUAUGAGCGCGAGCCCUUCGUUCAUCCCGCUCAGGAAGGCGCAGAGGAUGUCUCCGUCACUCGCUUCAUUUCGAUGGCACCUUACGGCAACUCUGCCAAGGCCAAGGCACUGUAUGCUUUCUCACUGGCACCCAACGAGACCAGCGUCGAGCGACCUGCCAACGCCACCUAUACUCCGUUCAGCCCCAGGAAGCCGAAGAGACGCCCGGAGGGCGACGGUUCCUACAGCCGCUUCGCCAACGGCGACGACGAUGGCCGUCAUCAUCGACGCGGAAACAAGCGCCGUCGCCAUCAGUCUCCCCCACCCGGUCCCGAUCGUUGUUUCUUCUGCUUGAGCAACCCCAACCUGGAUACCCACAUGGUCUGCUCCAUCGGUGAAGACAGCUAUCUUGCUACUGCCAAGGGCCCUCUCGCUACGUCGCAGACUUUCCAAGAGCAUGGCAUCGGCUUUCCUGGCCAUGUCAUCAUCACACCCCUUGCGCACACGCCGACUGUUUACCACUCCGGCGUCGAGAGCUACGCUCCUGAAGAGGCAGAGAAAACCCACAAGGAGAUGACUCGUUUCCGCGAGGCACUUCAGGCCAUGGUUUCAACCAAGUCCAGCCACAAGCUCGGUGCCAUAACGUGGGAGAUCAGCCGCGGCCGUAACAUCCACGCUCACUGGCAGUUUCAUCCAGUCCCAGCCGACUUCGUCUACAAAGGACUUGUCGAGGCCGGUUUCCGUGUCGAGGCCGAGAAUCUCAAGUAUCCAGACUUUGAGAACCGCGAACUUUCUUACGAUGAGCAAGCCGACAUUGGCGACUACUUUCGCAUCUGGAUCUGGGCCGACGACGGCGAGGACAGGAUUAAGGGUUCCAGUCUCGUGAUGAAGCUCGAUCCCAACAUGCGUUUCGACCUGCAGUACCCGCGCAAGGUCGUUGCUAAGCUUCUCGGUCUCGAGAAGCGUUUCGUUUGGCAAGAUUGCGUGCAGACGAAGGAGGAGGAGGAGAGAGACGUGGCGGCCCUUCGCGAGGCUUUCAAGGAGUGGGAAUUUGCGUGA
Messenger RNA from Colletotrichum higginsianum IMI 349063, 1641 nucleotides. Its product is annotated as CwfJ domain-containing protein. Bases 1 to 1641 code for a protein of 546 amino acids. Gene Ontology annotation, biological process: mRNA splicing, via spliceosome. Gene Ontology annotation, molecular function: RNA lariat debranching enzyme activator activity. NCBI's taxonomy places the organism in Eukaryota, Fungi, Ascomycota, Sordariomycetes, Glomerellales, Glomerellaceae. The record is from RefSeq and is a predicted model, not a curated record. Gene Ontology annotation, cellular component: post-mRNA release spliceosomal complex. The transcript has 2 exons.